CACAAGGGUCCGAAAGAGCAUUCUGUUAGGAAGUGUGUCGGAGACGGUUUUUUUCCCUCGCACCAAACACACUACCCCUCUCUCACUCAUCGCCACUAUAUAAACCCUUCUUCCACCUUUCUCUCUCUCUCAAGAAGCUCAGAACCAGACGACGACGUCAGCAUAAUCUUGCAUCGAGGAGAGAAAAAAAAAAUGCAUAACAAGGAAGCUUGCUCUCCCUCCUCCAAUGGCGGAUUUGGCGCCAACACCGCCACAGGCUGUACUCAAAUUCAGUCCAAUGGCGGUGCAUUGGCUUCGUUCUACUCUGCUCUCUUGAACGACAAUCCGUCGCUCUCGGCGAAUAGCAGCAGCUCGCUUUACCCGUACUCUGAGUCGGGAACUCAGAUCAACUCGUACGACUCUUGCGUCAUACAGAAGCACCAGGACAUGGUGAAUCGUCACAGCAUGUGCCUCAAUCGCCUCGUGGAGACUUCCAAGGAGGUAGAAUCUCUGCGACAAGAGAACGCACAUCUCCGUGCGGUGAACAAGGAGCUCCAGAAGCAGCUCAACUUCGUCAUCCAGGCUUCGCUGGAGAACCAAUUCGGUGGCGGCUCCUCCUGCCAGGGUCAAACGACGCCGUUCGACGUGGUGCAUGGAUUCCGCGGGUUUCAGAUUGGGGAAGGAAAAGAGAAUUGCGGUGAUUGGAAUAGUAACAACACCAACAAUAAUAGCAAUAACAAUAAGGAGCAGGAAGUUUCGGACGAGAGUCCAACGAGCGUGAUUGAGAACAACGGCGUUGAGGUUGAGAGGUUCUCUCUCCCAAAGAGCAUAUCUGUGAGGUCCAAUGGUUACCUGAAGAUGGCUCAGUCUGCUGCUGCAGCUACUGCCACCAACACCACUACCUGUCGCACUAAGCCUACUACUCGCCCACGCGUCUCCUCCACUCCACCUGAUGCCGUUCAAAAGGUAUAUGUGCGUGGAGGGAAGACAGAGGAAGAGCCUCUUGAGAUGGUGGUUUAUAACCAAGGGAUGUUCAAGACUGAGCUGUGCAAUAAAUGGCAGGAAACAGGGACGUGCCCAUAUGGAGACCACUGCCAAUUUGCUCAUGGCAUAGGGGAGCUUCGCCCAGUGAUCCGCCACCCCCGCUACAAAACUGAGGUCUGCAGGAUGGUCCUUGCUGGUGUUGUAUGUCCAUAUGGCCAUAGAUGCCAUUUCCGCCACGCACUCACUGAACAAGAGAAAGCUAUAUCACAUCCUAAGUCCAGAACAAUCAAGCUCGAAAGAUAGAUAAGAUACCUGCUAAGUCCCACGGAGAGAAUGGACAUGUUCAUAUCACUCAACGAAUUGAAGACCAUACAUAAUAAUUUUCUUCUUUGUGUAAUUACAGACAUAGACAAGCAUUAUAGGGAAAAAAAAAAGUGUAAUAAUAACUUUCCUAAUGAAUAGCAAAGGAAAGCAAGGGGGAAAAACAAAGAAAAAGAAAAAGAGAGGUUCGCAUCAAGGUGAGAUCUAUAGCAGGAUUCUUGAGGCGAAUAUGAUUGGUCGUCAUUCUUUUUUCUUUUGAAUCUGGACUCUUUUUU
Messenger RNA from Arachis ipaensis, 1559 nucleotides. Its product is annotated as Zinc finger C-x8-C-x5-C-x3-H type family protein. The record is from RefSeq and is a predicted model, not a curated record. Lineage: Eukaryota; Viridiplantae; Streptophyta; Magnoliopsida; Fabales; Fabaceae. Gene Ontology annotation, molecular function: metal ion binding; mRNA binding.